AUGCAGCUGAUUCCCAUGGCCAUGGGCUGGGUGCUCCUCUCCUCCGCCCUGCAGGCGGCCAUUCUGCCGCUGACUCUCAUCGAAAAGGGCAGUGGGGACGAUAAGCCCUUUCCCUUGGAUACGGAAAAGUUUGGCUAUCUGGAGCUCAAGCCAAAUGGUUCCCUGAUACUGAGACGGGGCCCAGGCCAGAGCGGCAGCAAUCGGCAGAACCUACUUCUGCUGCGUGGAGUCCUGCAGGCCAUCAAGCAAGACAACCACCACUCCCAUGGCGGGAGCGAGCUCAACAUCAGGAUCUACGGCGACGGAGUGGAGCAUAAGUUCCCCCCUCUGCUGGAGAACAUCAUCCAGCGCAUCCAGACCUACUUCUCCGUCUACCGCUACACGGACACCAGUCAGCCGGUGCGCAGAGACGAGGCUCCCACCAAGGAAGCCAUAGAUGCGGAUCUGGGUGUCACCACCGUGCGGACUGGCGGCGACGAGGAUGAUCUGAUAGCCAUUGGGGAGCAGGAUGCCUACAUUACAGUGGGCGAGGGCGCCGACUAG
This is a messenger RNA of Drosophila persimilis, 543 nucleotides long. RefSeq lists its product as uncharacterized. The transcript has a single exon. The record is from RefSeq and is a predicted model, not a curated record. NCBI's taxonomy places the organism in Eukaryota, Metazoa, Arthropoda, Insecta, Diptera, Drosophilidae. The coding region runs from base 1 to 543 and encodes 180 amino acids.